GUUUCUUCUGAUCUUAUCCAACGUGCUAAGGAUAAGCAACUCAAGGUUAAGGGACCUGUUCGUCUUCCUACCAAGGUUCUCCGUAUUACUACUCGUAAGUCACCCUGUGGUAAUGGUUCUGAGACCUUUGACCGUUUCGAGAUGAGAAUCCACAAGCGUUUGAUUGAUUUGCACUCUCCCUCUGAGAUUGUUAAGCAAAUCACUUCUAUUUCCAUUGAACCUGGAGUUGAAGUUGAGGUCACUAUUGCUUAA
Messenger RNA from Cokeromyces recurvatus, 252 nucleotides. RefSeq lists its product as uncharacterized. Gene Ontology annotation, cellular component: ribosome; cytosolic small ribosomal subunit. Lineage: Eukaryota; Fungi; Mucoromycota; Mucoromycetes; Mucorales; Mucoraceae. Gene Ontology annotation, biological process: translation. The record is from RefSeq and is a predicted model, not a curated record. The transcript has a single exon. Gene Ontology annotation, molecular function: structural constituent of ribosome. The annotation marks the transcript as partial.